CUUUUAAAAAUAUUUAAUUUUUUGCUAUUCCCGAAUUUUAAACAUUCAAAAUGUAUCGCUUAAAUAAUACAUAGUCGUGCAAAUCUUAUCCUGAAAACUUAAUUUUAAAUUUGGAUAUUGAAAAUUAAUUUUAAAGAACAAUUUGUACUACAACGAAAUAAAGAUGCAAGCCAAUCUGCAGCCAACGAAAUACACCGGCCUUGUGGCCGAUCUGAUGCCCAACAUCAAGCUGAUGAAAUAUUCAGGCUUGUUUAUGCAUGCAUUCACCGGAGGCUCGGCACUGCUGAAAAAUGUCUACUCGUCCAUACACCUGGUGCUGAUAGUGCUGCAGUUCAUCUUCAUCCUUGUCAACAUGGCCCUGAACGCUGACGAGGUUAAUGAAUUGUCCGGCAAUACAAUUACGGCGCUAUUCUUUACGCAUUGCAUUACGAAAUUCGUUUAUAUUGCCGUGAAUCAGAAGAACUUUUAUAGAACACUUAACAUUUGGAAUCAGCCAAACUCCCACCCCCUCUUUGCGGAAUCGGAUGCUCGCUAUCAUUCAAUUGCUUUGGCUAAAAUGCGAAAGUUGUUCUUCUUGGUAAUGCUGACGACCGUUGCCUCAGCCGUUGCCUGGAUUACCAUCACCUUCUUUGGCGAAAGUGUCAAGUUCGCCACCGAUAAGGAAACAAAUUCCACCAUCACGGUGCCCAUUCCACGGCUGCCCAUUAAAUCGUUCUAUCCCUGGGAUGCAAGCAGUGGCAUGUUCUAUAUGAUAUCGUUCGGCUAUCAGGCCUAUUACCUGCUCUUCUCGAUGGUCCAUUCAAAUCUGUGCGAUGUCCUCUUCUGUUCGUGGCUCAUCUUCGCCUGCGAACAGCUGCAACAUCUUAAGGGAAUCAUGAAACCGUUGAUGGAGUUGUCAGCCUCAUUGGAUACGUAUCGACCUAAUUCGGCAGCAUUGUUUCGUUCGUUGUCGGCUAAUUCGAAAUCUGAGUUAAUUCAAAAUGAAGAAAAGGAACCUGUCAAUGACUUGGAUAUGUCGGGCAUUUACAGCACAAAGGCCGACUGGGGUGCCCAAUUUCGUGCUCCAUCUACUCUCCAGACUUUCAAUGGCAUAAAUGGUGGCAAUCCGAAUGGUCUGACCAAGAAACAGGAAAUGAUGGUACGCAGUGCCAUAAAAUAUUGGGUCGAACGUCACAAACAUGUUGUCAGAUUGGUAGCUGCCAUUGGUGAUACAUACGGUGCCGCCCUGUUGCUUCACAUGUUGACAUCGACCAUUAAAUUAACGCUGUUGGCGUACCAGGCAACCAAAAUCACGGGUGUAAAUGUUUACGCUUUCACUGUGAUCGGUUACUUGGGCUAUGCACUGGCCCAAGUAUUCCACUUCUGUAUUUUUGGCAAUCGUUUAAUUGAGGAGAGUUCAUCGGUUAUGGAAGCUGCAUAUUCUUGCCACUGGUACGACGGUUCUGAGGAAGCUAAAACUUUUGUCCAAAUCGUUUGUCAGCAAUGUCAGAAGGCCAUGUCUAUAUCGGGUGCAAAAUUCUUUACCGUAUCAUUGGAUUUGUUUGCUUCGGUCCUGGGUGCCGUUGUCACAUAUUUCAUGGUGUUGGUGCAACUCAAAUAAGACCAUCAAACCAUCAUUAUCGUCAUCGUCAGCAAACGCCAUCAUCCUCAACGGCAGCAUCUGUUGCAGCUGAAAUCAACCUCAACACUCACACAUGGAGCCAUGGACGUGCAAAAAACGACUAUCCUUUCCCUGCAAAAUGUGUUGCCAUUUUCAAAGUUUCUCUGCACUCAAUGACAUUUCAAACACCACAUAACAUUUCAUAUUCAUUCGAAAUUUAUCAAAAGCAGUUUCGGAAUCUAUCUUGAAUUCUUGGUGACGUAGAGUAUGGUUUUUGUAAAAACAUUCGGCUAUGCGUUUGUAACUUUGCCAUGAUAACCACUGCACCACCGAUUCAAUCAGAAUGGCCAACUAAUGCAAAACUCUCUGGAGAAUCCAUGUGAAAUGCGUUCUCUUGACAAGUCUGACUGGUCAUCCAGAAUUUCGAUGGAAGUUCUCAGCAUCCUUUUUUUGGGGGGAGUGAAACCCCCUCCCAGUAUCCAUGGCGAUAGACAAAACUAACAAUCGUCUGUUCUAAAGUGAGUGUCAGUCAGUGACUUUAAAAGUUGUUUUUUGUUUUUGUUUUUCUGUUCGGUUUGACUAAGUUUUAGUUCAGCUGUCAUCGGCACCGUCAUCACCGUCGCCAUCAUCCAUCCAUUCGCCGAUCCGUCCAUUUCAUGGUCUUGUUAGAGAAAUUUAUUAGUUUUUAAGUGAACUUAGAUGAUUUCGCAACGAAAUUAAAACCGAAAACAAAAACGGCAAAAGGAUGUCAGUCGGUAUCUGUGUGUGUGUGGGUGUGUGCCUUCUCACAACUACAUCUACCAAGUGCAACAACAACA
This is a messenger RNA of Musca domestica (house fly), 2418 nucleotides long. It is a transcript of the gene Orco, whose product is annotated as odorant receptor coreceptor. Gene Ontology annotation, molecular function: olfactory receptor activity; odorant binding. Gene Ontology annotation, biological process: sensory perception of smell; detection of chemical stimulus involved in sensory perception of smell. Gene Ontology annotation, cellular component: plasma membrane. The record is from RefSeq and is a predicted model, not a curated record. The coding region runs from base 164 to 1600 and encodes 478 amino acids. Lineage: Eukaryota; Metazoa; Arthropoda; Insecta; Diptera; Muscidae. The transcript has 8 exons.